This is a messenger RNA of Hippocampus comes (tiger tail seahorse), 3547 nucleotides long. RefSeq names its product BTB and CNC homology 1, basic leucine zipper transcription factor 2b (gene bach2b). Gene Ontology annotation, molecular function: RNA polymerase II cis-regulatory region sequence-specific DNA binding; protein binding; DNA-binding transcription factor activity, RNA polymerase II-specific. NCBI's taxonomy places the organism in Eukaryota, Metazoa, Chordata, Actinopteri, Syngnathiformes, Syngnathidae. Gene Ontology annotation, biological process: regulation of transcription by RNA polymerase II. The record is from RefSeq and is a predicted model, not a curated record. The transcript has 5 exons. The coding region runs from base 477 to 2912 and encodes 811 amino acids.
AAUAUGGCGGGGAAGUUUAAGUACGAUUCUGUGCCAAAGAGUCAACUAUGCUAGAUAUCCAUGGACAAGCAUACUUUCAGCCAUUAGCGAGAUAAGGAGCGACGGGCUGACGAUGUUGUCAAUGAACGAACCGAGUGACGUCGGCGGACUAAUGUCAACAAUGCAGCGGUAGAGAGUAGGCGUUCCAUUCGAGUGUAACAAACAGCGGCAGACUGGGCUGCACUCCGUGCAGAUCACUUCGAACGCGCGUUUACAACGUAUUCGUAGCAGUAACAACAGAAAGGAAAAUCACGGACAUGUUUUUUUAGUAGGUGAGACGGAUCAAAUCGUGUUGUUGCCGCUGGAGAAGUAGUAAAUUGGAGUCACGAGGAUUUAAGGAGACGGCAAAGCGAGAGCCAUCAUGUGAAAGAACUUGCAUAGGAAACGGAUACGAGCGUUUGCUCGAGAAGAGAAGGAAGAAAACGAUUGUGAGCGGAAUGUCCGUGGAUGAGAAGCCUGAAGCCCCCAUGUAUGUGUAUGAGUCAACAGUUCAUUGUACCAAUAUCCUCCUCUGCCUUAAUGACCAGCGGAAGCAGGAUAUCCUGUGCGAUGUGACUGUCCGAGUGGAGGGCAAGGAAUUUCGUGGGCAUCGGGCCGUGCUGGCGGCCUGCAGCGAGUAUUUCCUCCAGGUGUUAGUGGGCCAGGCAGAGAAUGGCUUCACGGUCAGCCUUCCUGAAGAGGUCACUGCUAGAGGAUUCAUCCCAUUGUUGCAGUUUGCCUACACCGCAAAGCUGUUACUCAGCAAAGAAAACAUUCAAGAGGUCAUCCGCUGUGCCGAAUUCCUGCGCAUGCACAACCUAGAGGAUUCAUGCUUUCGUUUUCUGGAAGCUCAGCUGCGUAGCGAGGACAGCUUGCUGCACUGUCACAAUGUGGCUGCUGAGGGCAUCAACUCAGAGUAUGAAAGCAUGCAGUCAGAGGCCGAAAUGCCCUCCUCCCCAAGGAUACGACGUGCUGAUGAUCUUGCCGCCUUUCAGUGCCCCGAUGAGGAUCGGCUAGCAAUGACUAUACCGAGUAACUUCACAGACGGCCGAUUGGACAUCGAUCGACGCAGUGGAUCAGACCUGCCACGAUGCCCGAAGUACAGGAAAUACCAGUGGGCAUGCAACAAGCACAAUAAUGAUUUCUCUUCCGACACCAGUACCUCAGGUUUCCCGAGCACAAUAAAAGACAGCAGGAUUAGUGGGGGAGUCCCAGAUCAGGACAGGUUGCCUUUGGCGGAGAUCAAAGUAGAACAACAAACAGAGGAAGAGGCCGUCUCAUUGUGCCUCUCGGGGGAUGAGCAGGACACUCGGGAUAAGGAUAGUGGGCUCGCAAUGGAGAUGGAUAAUCCUGUGUCUUCAGAAAUCAUCAAGAGAACCAAGUCGGCAUCCUGCGUCCGAGCCUUAUUCAAAAAAGGAGCAGACCGCUCCAAUCCGCCCAAUACAUCGCAGCAGCUAUUUGCCAACAGGCUUGUCUGUCCCCAGGACAAAAUUAACUCUCAGGGAGAUCACAAAAAAGACUUCAGAGCUUUUGCUGGGGAGUUAAGUUUGUCUUUAAUAUCCCCAAAGAACACUGACAAUUUCACUGCAGGUCUGUCCGUCAAGUCCACGUCCUGCGAUGAAAUCUGCAAACAGGAAGUUGAGCUUGAUCGACGAAGUGUCAUUUUUUCCUCAGGAGCCUGCAAUCGUCUUGGAACCCCAGCACAUUCCUACCCCGGUGGGAAUUCUUUUGAAAUUGAGCUUUCUGAGCACAUACCAAAGGGAAUGUGUCCUGGAGCCAGCCAGUCCCUUCCGACCUCCCAGGCCUAUUCUCCCAGCACCACCUCCACCGAACCCCAACUGCUGUGCCGCCCGCGGCCAAACACGAGCUGCCCGGUUCCAAUAAAAGUUUGCCCGCGCUCACCGCCUUGCGAGACACGGACCAGGACAUCCAGCUCCUGUUCGUCAUACUCCUAUGCAGAAGAUGGCAGCGGUGGCUCUCCGUGCAGCCUGCCUCAGUUUGAGUUCUCUUCCUCACCGUGCUCCAACAUGGCCCGCUGCCUUAAUGUCGACCAGCAGGAACACAGUGUCGGGGAUGUUUUUAACCGGGGGCAACCCAAGAUAAAAUGUGAACAGUCCUAUGGCACCAAUUCCAGCGAUGAGUCAGGUUCAUUUUCAGAAGGAGACAGCGAGUCCUGUACUGUACAAGAGCGUGGCCCUGAGGUGAAGCUUCCUUUCCCUGUUGAUCAAAUCAUAAAUCUUCCACGGAAUGACUUCCAAACAUUGGUGAAAAUGCACAAACUGACCUCAGAGCAGCUUGAGUUCAUCCAUGAUGUGAGGCGAAGGAGCAAGAAUCGCAUUGCUGCCCAACGCUGCCGCAAGAGAAAACUUGACUGCAUCUUGAAUCUUGAGUGCGAGAUCAGAAAACUGGUGUGCGAAAAGGAGAAGCUGCUUACAGAAAGGAACCAACUGAAGGCUUGUAUGGGAGAACUAUGGGAGAACUUCUCCUGUCUGUCCCAGGAGGUGUGCAGGGAUGUCCAGCUGAGCCCCGAACAGGUUCAGUCAUUGCACCACUACUGCCCGGUCCUCCGACCCAGCAUUUCCACUGCCAGCAAUCACGCUGCCUACGAUCCCAGGCCGUGUAACACACCCGACACCGCCAACAUGGAUCUGGCUGUCUGUUUGGACUCCGCCGCACCUGAAACAAACAUUCCCGCUUCUCCUGGCCCUUUGGAUAUCAACUCGGUCGGAAACGGGGAAGACAAAGAUAUGGACGGCCAAUACAUUGGCUUGUACACAGAUUCAGGGCUGACCGUGGAAAAAUACGCUCAUCAGACAGUGACCGUUGAUUUCUGCCAGGAAAUGACGGAAAAAUGUACAACCGACGAGCAGCCACGCAAGGACUCGACUAAUUAAUGGUUUAUAGAUUUAUUCUUUUUUUUUUACAUGUUUAAUGUUGUUUUUAUUCUUAUUUAAUUAUACUAAUUUGACAAACCCUCUUGAGAGGGUGGUUGAGAUACCCAGCUUCUGCCAGCAUUCGCUAAAAAAAAAAAAAAAAAACACAAAAAAAGAUUUGUAUGUAUUUAUGUUUUUCAUGAUUUCCUUUUUUUUUUUGUGAACAGUCGACACUAACGUUGUCUUAAUAGCAGAAAUACUGUUCGCAAAGUAUUCUCUUACGGAAUGUGAGAGGUUCUCACUAAAUCCUUCCAACGGUGCUAUCUACGGCCCUGGCAGCAGCUUUGAGAGUCAGGGUGGCUUCAUGUUUUUGGUGUGUCACCCAUAACACAAAGAGGAACCUCAGCGGACAAAAAAAAAAAAAACAACUCUUUCUGUUUUUAGCAGUUUAUAAGUGGCUCUGUGCCUUUGCUGGCAUGUUUCCCACCCUUUCUUUCUGCAAUUCUGGCUCCAUCGGUCUUCUCUACCUCUCUCUGACUCUGUUCCAUGUGCAUCUUUUCUCGCUUUUUAGCUGUAAGUGAGCCUUUUCAUCUACAGCGAUUCAAAACUCAGGAAAACAACAAAAAAAAGCAACAACAGAAAAAAAAAACCCCAAC